Messenger RNA from Saxophila tyrrhenica, 729 nucleotides. RefSeq lists its product as uncharacterized. Bases 1 to 729 code for a protein of 242 amino acids. The transcript is spliced from 2 exons. The record is from RefSeq and is a predicted model, not a curated record. NCBI's taxonomy places the organism in Eukaryota, Fungi, Ascomycota, Dothideomycetes, Mycosphaerellales, Extremaceae.
AUGGUUCCGUCGGCAUCAUCAACCCACCAGAGCUCAAUGGAAGCCCUCACCAUAGCCACGGCUGCGCUGGCAGUCGCAGCACCGACGGAGGCCACCGAUCAACCAGCUCAGUCGCCGACCUUCCUUAGUCUCCCGGCUGAGAUACGUCUGUUGAUCUACGAAUAUGUGGACGCCACGCAAAGAACCUAUCAGAGAGCCAAGCACUGGCAAAUCGACAAGCGAGCAUCGGUCAGCUGCUCCAGUACUGGUCUCGCUGCCGUGCAUCAAUUAUGUCGACUGGCUCAUGCGGAAGCACUGCCCCUAAUUUACCAUAACGACAAUACUUUCAAAGUGAGGGUUGCGCCCGUGGACGAAAACAACACACUUCUUCCCGUCUACUCUUCUCUGACAUUCCUGCGCCACGUCCGCCGCCUCCAAGUUGAGCUGCAUCUCAGUAUGACAGGGCGUCGCACAAGUGCCGCUCUCGAAAUUCGCCGUCCGGGAGAAGUGCUCAGCCUCCUGCGAGAGAACAGGGUUCUUCGCACGUUCUUCUUCCACCCUGUGCGAAAGAACGUCGAUGGAGAUGGAUUCACUAAAUUCAGAGACACGCUCUAUGAGCUUCGUCGGAGGAGCGUAAGAGAAGGAACUGAAGCUGGAAAGAACCUGAGGCAGCGAGAGCUUGAUUCGCUGAGCAUGUUGUCGCCUAUCUCAACGAUGUGCUCUAUACGCAAAAUGGAGGAGACGAAAUGA